This is a messenger RNA of Silurus meridionalis, 3293 nucleotides long. RefSeq names its product IQ motif containing G (gene drc9). The coding region runs from base 116 to 1228 and encodes 370 amino acids. The record is from RefSeq and is a predicted model, not a curated record. Gene Ontology annotation, cellular component: cytoplasm; sperm flagellum. Gene Ontology annotation, biological process: cilium organization; sperm axoneme assembly. Gene Ontology annotation, molecular function: protein binding. Lineage: Eukaryota; Metazoa; Chordata; Actinopteri; Siluriformes; Siluridae. The transcript has 9 exons.
ACUUCCGCGUUCUGACGCAGUACGUACAAACGUGCUACCAUGGAAACAAAAAGACGCCAUGAGCAGGUUUAUUACCGGCGAUGUGGCUGCUUGUGAGCAGAAGAGGAUUUAGACUAUGAGCAUAAAAUUGUGUCCAGUAUCGGUGCUGCGGAUCUCCGCCAUUCUGCAGGAUUGUUCAGAACAACUCGCCGUGCUGGGGAACAUCCUGUCCGGAACUUACACCGACACACACACUACUGCUGUCUCAGUGGGCAUCAGCAGGGGGCAGCAGAGUGUCUCAGGGAUUCGCUUGCAGGAGGCUCGAGGAGGCGUGUCUCAGAGAGGGGGCGUGUCUCAGAGAGGGAGCGUGCAAGAGGUAGUACAGGAGCUCCAAAGAACACAGAGGGAGAUGAAGCAGAGUUCUCCCCAAUUCAUAAUUAAUAUGCAAAACAACCGGAAGCUUGCGUCUCUGCUGAUCGGUGACCUGCUGACGGAGCUGAAGGAAGAAGGAACCUUCAACACCCUGAUCCACACUGUGGAUGAAGAGAAGACGACCAAAGCUCAACUGCAGGAGAUCUUAACCAGUGAUGAAGAGGAUCAUCUAAAGAUCAAAACCCUGCAGAAGCAGCUACACGACCUCACAGAAGAAACAGCGGUCCAGAUUCAGGAGCGCGAGCAGAUUGCGGCGCACCUGGAAGACCAGCUGCAGGAAUGGAAGGUGACGAAAAGCCUGCAGGAGAAGUACAUGAUCAGCAGCACACAGCUGAUGGUGCUUCAGGGACAGAAAAUGAACAACCGCAUCGAGAAGCAACUGGAGGCGGAGAUAAAGAUCCUUAAGCAGAAGCUGGAAGAGGAGGAAAAGGAUCACGUCCAGCUGGAGACGUUUCUAAAAAAAAAUCAAACAAGUCUUGAGGAAAUGCUGGAGUACUGGAUGGACUGCUACGAUAAAGACACGGAGGACAAACAGCAAGAGCUGAACACUGUAAAGACCAACAAAAGCAACAACCUGGCACAGUUACAGGAGCUGGCGAAGAAGUACCGAGACAACGAGCAGGUGAUCAUCGAUGACAGACUGGAGAAAGAGGAGCUGCAAAGACAACGGGAGCAGAAAGAGCUGGAGGAGAAGGCAGCUGUAAAGCUCCAGGCGUGGUGGAGAGGAACCCUGGUCAGAAAGUGUCUCGGUCCAUAUGGAAAGCAGAAGAAACCCCAACAGAAGAAGGGCAAAAAAGGAAAGAAGAAGAAGAAGUGAUGUGGAGGCAAAUAAAACAGCACAAAAGGCAGAAAAGGGAACUUUAUUAAUUCAUAUUAUAAUAAAUCCAAAUGUUCAAAAAAUACUUUUAACAUUUUACUAAAUUUUAUUACAGUCGAAAACUUUUACGGGACAAAAAAAAGAAAAAAAAAAAAAGAAAGAAAAGCACGCUGUCUGAUUGAAGUAUGUAGUGCAUCAUUGUGUGUGUGUGUGUGUGUGUGUGUGUGUGUGUGUGUGUGUGUGUGUGUGUGUGGUCAGUGGUGCAUACUUGUAAACGUAUGGAAUGUAUUAAUUUACUGUACAGACACGCAGGUAAAAACCCUGCCCAAGGGUCCACAUCAUAAUCAGCUGCUGGGAAAAAAAAACCCCUAGGUCCAAAUAAAAUAUAAAAAAAUAACAAAUAAAAAAAAUACAAAAACAUCUAUAAUAUUAUAUUCUAUUUUUUACUUCCUUCUUUAAAACACCAGGGUCUAAAAAAAUUUAAUAUUUAUUUAUAUUUUAUAUUAUAUAUAUAUAUAUAUAUAUAUAUAUAUAUAUAUAUAUAUAUAUAUAUAUAUAUAAAAAUAUAAAUAAAUAUAACAUUUUGUCUUUAUGAAGAAUUCUGGGUAGCUUUAGUGCACUGACUUUACCGCUACAUUAUUCACCUGGAACUGCGCCUCCGUCUGGUAAUGAGCUGAAUGUCUCGCCGUUCGUUUCCUGUUUCUACGUUAAAGUUCUAAUCAAAGCACCAGACGCCCCCGAAACCCAGCCGAGGGGCAGCAGUCAGAAAUUUACACAAAAAAAGGGUGUGUGUAUGUAUGUAUAAAUAUUUACACAUAUACACACACAGAAAGCCAUUUCUGCAGGAUAAAAUAUAUAUAUAUAUAUAUAUAUAUAUAUAUAUAUAUAUAUAUAUAUAUAUAUAUAUAUAUAUAUAUAUAUAUUUGUUUUUGGGAACAGCAGUAUGUCGAAAUUCUGAUUUAUAAUCCUUUUAUUUAAAUAACAUUUUAAUAUUGAUAUUUUUGUUUGAAUUUCUGCCCUAAAAUCACACAAAAAAAAUAAAAAUUUGUUGUGAUUUACUAUCAAAAUUUAUUCUAAAUUCAAAAUUCUUUUAAUCUUAAAUUUAAAAUUCAUAACCCAAAUUUUUAUCUCUAAAACGUAUUACUUUUAACCGAUAAUUUGAAAAGUUUUUUUUUAUUUUAUUAUUAUUAUUAUUCUACCAAAAUGCAAAAUUUAUGAAUAUUUUUUCUUUAUUCUGACAAACUUUUAAACUAAAAAUGUAAUCAAAAUCUGGACAAAUCGCAAAGUAUCUUUCGUUUAUUAUCUUCUAUUAAUAAUUCUGACGUAUUUCAGAUCUCUACAUCUAAAAACUGAAUUCUAAUUUUUUUUACGUAAAAUUACCACUUUUUACCUCCUUCGAAUUUUAAUUUUCCACGUCACUUCAGCACGUCGUCCUGCUAAACUCUGAGCCACGCAGAUAAACGUAGAUUAUGAUGCUACAGAUAUAUAUAUAUAUAUAAAAAUAAAAAUAAAUAAAUAAAAAAAAAAGAUGUGUAGCUUAAUUUUGUCCCAGAUUUUAUGCUAAAAGAAUUUAAUUAGUGAAAAGAUUUAUUUAAAAUUGUAUUAAAAAAUAUGAGGAAUUUUUUUGAUUGGAUUCAAAAUUAAAAUAAUCUGACAUAAAUUACAAUUUUGACCAAAUAAGUAAAAAAGUUUAAAUAACGCUUCAGUGUCGACAUACUGCGGCAACAAAAACUUUUUUUUCUCCCACAUGGUGAAAUGUGCUUCCAUAAAAAAAAAAAAAACAAGCGUACAGCUUUCGAUUGUAGAAUCACAGAUACGCACAAGCAAGCCAUGCAAUAGUGACUACGGCCUUACUGCCUAACACCGUGUGUCUGUAUUCAAGCCCCGCCCCCUUUAAACUCCUCCCCUUUCCCCUCUUUAUAUGUAGUAACUCGUUCAUGCAUUGAAAGAAAAUAAGAAAGAAAGUAACACUCGUGGCUCCGGGAAUCGCACUUUCGCACAACAGUUCACAUUUUAACACAUUCACAACAUAUGGGAGGGAAAAAAUCAUUUCUUAUUUUGGAGA